AUGACACGGCGCCUUCCUUGGGGAUGCGACGAUGACGCCCCCGUAAGGACACCCGUGAAGAAGAACACAACCAGCAAUCCUUCUCGUAAGGAAGUCACACCAUCACGAGCCAGUGGCACCCCGAAGCCGAAGGCGACACCGACGCCGCGCGAAUCUUCGAACCGUCCCUCAGCUCGUCCGAAUGGCUCUCACAGAGAUCGGAGCCUGUCGACCUCACCACCACCGCAACCACUUCCGGAAACCCCCAUGAUAGAAGGUCUCGAGAAUGACGACCAGUAUCGCAUGGUCGAAGAUGAGUUCUUCACGGUCGCUGGACAAUUCACCGCACACCUCCACGCGGCGGAGUACCAUCGUCUCAAGACGCAGACCAAAGCGCAGAACGCGGAAACCAUCAACAGCAUAUCCCGCCCCGUCGUCGGCUCACUGACCGAGCUCGCACGAAGGCGCCAGGAAGAGCUACUCCGCAAAAAGAAGCAGCGCGAGGCGCUCCGGAACGCGAAGAAGGAUGCCGGUAUCGACGACGAGAGUGGCGAUGAGACGAUGCCGUGGAACGGAAGCUCGCUGCAGGGACUUAUGGAUAGUCCGCAGAAGAAAGAGGUACCGCUGACGGCGCUGACGAGAACGUCUUCGGGGACCGGGGCGUCGUCGUUGUUUGGGGGUAUUAUGAAACCGCAGAACAAGAGACCAGCGGUGAGGCCUUGCGAGAACAGACGUGGGCCGUGGUGUCUCCCAUGCCGGAAGACCGGCAACAGCCCCGAAGUCUACCGCGCCGAGAGUGGCACCACCAUACAAAGCCGACAGCGCCGCGACUCUACCAGCAAGCUCAAGACAUACUUCGCAUGUCAGAGAGCAACUCAUCGCGAAGAGCGCAAGCAGGUCAUCAUCGACCAGCGCAACACCACCAACAACGACAACCAUAACCGCCAGUAA
Colletotrichum karsti is the source of this 930-nucleotide messenger RNA. RefSeq lists its product as uncharacterized. The transcript has 4 exons. Lineage: Eukaryota; Fungi; Ascomycota; Sordariomycetes; Glomerellales; Glomerellaceae. The record is from RefSeq and is a predicted model, not a curated record. The coding region runs from base 1 to 930 and encodes 309 amino acids.